Molecule: messenger RNA, 1753 nt
Organism: Symsagittifera roscoffensis
Lineage: Eukaryota; Metazoa; Xenacoelomorpha; Acoela; Convolutidae
Exons: 4
Coding region: 83-1753 (556 amino acids)
Source: RefSeq, a predicted model, not a curated record
ACGCAAAAAACCUUCACUGCUCUCAAAUUUAUUAACCAAAUUAGAGUGUUUAAUUUUAUGAUUACAUUUUUGAAGAAAAAAAAUGGACUCAAAAUCGACAAAAUUGACUAAAAUUAACACCAAAUCUAAAAUUUCAACCAGUGUUAAAGUUCGAAGAUUUAGUGCCGGCAUUAAUAAUGUUCUGUUUUCAUCAAAUACAUUGCCAUUUCCUUCACAUGUUGAUGAUGAUAAUUUGCAAGCCGAAAAAAUGAGUGUUCAAGAGACUAUUAAAGCGGAAAGACGCUUCUCUUUUCUGACCCCCGAUCAAUUCCGUCGUCGACGAAGCUCAAACUCGGUAAACUCGAAUACGUGGCGGUCGUCGAACUCUCAUGUUUCGACUCUAGGGUCUUGUAAGUCUAGCCGCGGAAGUCGUGUUUCAUUGUUCGGUUCGUCGUUUCAAAUCCAGGAGACGAGUCGCGAAGAUGACGAAGCCCCGGUUCGAGAUUCCGACGACGAUGACGACGACGGAAAUUUCCCUGAGUUUCCGCUAACGCUUCGGAAUUUUCAAUUAGGGCAAUCAAAUUUUGGUUUGGAGGCGCGAAAAUCAUUUUGCACAUUUAGUUCACCGCAACAGAAACUAGAAGAAAUUAUUGACAUGAUGAAAAAUGAUAACGUUAAAAUAAGUGAGCAAACGAGACGCGUUUACCUGUUCUGUGAGGACAUUUUGGAGGCUGAGAAGGAAGACAUGAAAAUGAACAAACCGAGGGCAUACACGAAUGCGAGUCUGAACGAUCUGAGUUUUCACGAACAUCACACAAUGCAAGAAUACAUCUCGCAAGAAGUCAAUUCGUCUGUUCAAACCAGAAAAAUUUCACUAGACAUGAAUUUGAGUCCGGUCAACAAACCCAACGUGACCGGUUCGAGCCCUGGAGGGGCUAACACGCGGGUGGAAAAAAGAAAAAGUAUUUUCAAGCGACUCACAGGAAGAAGCUCGAACAAAGAGACUUCAAACUCGAAUGAAAACAUUGUUAGCUGUCAAACUCAGACGAUGACUCACCAAUAUUCAGUGGAAGGUGGCGAACACUUCAGAGAUUCAAGUAUGAAACAGAAAUCACACUUCAAGAAACACAACACGAUGCGACAGUCCAGGAGCUCCAUGAUGUUCGGAAGAACGGAACAUAGGUCAAGUAUAACCUCAGAGGAAUCGGGAUUGUCGGUGAAAAGCAACGAAGAAAUACUGGAUGACCCCACUUUGAAAGUCCUCACAUUAUCACUACUACGUAAGAGUCUACAACGAAAAGAUACUUCCUACUGGGAUACUCUUUACGUUCUGAUUACACUAUGUAAACUACGAGAAGUCGAGACGAGUAUUGAUAUUAUCAUCGAAACUGAUACGUUCGACCAAAUUCGAUCCCUAAUUGAGAGUUACAAUGAAAAUUUACCCCUCAAGGCGAAGAACAUCGUCACAGAUUUAGUCCGAAGCUGCAUAUCUCUUUUCAAUUACAUUCUCUAUUUGUGUAGAAUUUACGGACAUUCAGAAAUUUAUAAAAUCGAUUCUGUCAUCGAAAUAGCGGAAGAACUUCUUCACGAUCAGAUUUACAGAAACAUCCAAAAAGUAGUCGAAGAUGAAACUGAUUUGAUGUUCUUGGAGAGUCUACGAGGAACCAUGGAAAAAGAAAUUUCGAGUCACGCGCCGAUAUUAAAUGCAAUCAACGAAGGGACCAAAAUUAUUAGUAGUUUCUAUCAUACAGAUUUAGAUGACUCGAGCAGUUAA